CGACAGCCCUCUGGAAAUAGCAGCAGAUUUCGUUGAACUGUUAUUCUGGUUUUAUUGUGGAAACUUAACCCCUCGAGGUGGAGAAUUAAGCAGUUUUUUGACAGAAAAUAUGCCGGUCACAGCCAUCUGAAAACGUCGAAGCCGCCAUUUUGUUGUGACUUCAAAAUUUUGUGGAUGUGCUCCAGAACGUACAGCUUUUCCAUUUCGUCACUUGAGGAAUCUAAUGCAUUCUGUUUUAAUAUAGCCGUUUUGGUCUUUUUAAGACCUUCUUUAUCGAGAUAAUUCAAGGAAGAAUAACCGAGAGGAGGCAAAAUGUUUUGGAAAUUCGAGUUGCACCCGAACUCUGCGAUAGAUACGAUGUUGACUAGGGAGGUGAGUUGGUCUUGCAUACUAAAGCUGAAAAUACAGCGUUUCUAAACGCUUGAACAUGUUUCGUAUUUUCCCACACUUUUUUUUGUUUAGUUAUGCGAAUUUUAUUUUUACUAGGACUGUACCUUGAGCGAAAUUUUGGACGAAGAUGACGUGCUGCAAGAAACGAAAUCACAAAAUAGGAAAUUGAUAGAUUUGUAAGUAGAAAUAUCCUUGCUUCUCAAUAUUUGCCUUUGUUGAUAAAUUUUUCAGCCUGUACUGUUUUGUUAGAUUGAUUUGGGAUAUCAUACACAAGUUACAGAGUUCUGAGUCAUUAAAUCAGAGUCACCUUUAAUCCUCAACAAUUUCUUGGAAAUGCUUAAACUUUAUGAAAUGUAAGCUUGAGCUUAUACGAAACGAAAAUAAGCCUUGGAUCGCGAGAAAACGUAAUCUUUACCCCCUUAUAUCUUAAACACUAGCAGGGGAGGAGAAAGGGAAAUUAGAAUAAAUUUUAGAAGCAAAAAAAACUGCAGUUUGUAAAUAGCAAACUUAAAGGAAAUGAUUAGAAAAUUAGAUUACAGUCAAAUCGACCUCGAUUACUUUAAUAUGUAAGUUAAUCCUUAUCAUCUUAUAUCGUUUAUCACCCUUCCCAGUUUUAUCAGAUGAAAUGCACCUUAUAUCUUUUUAUUUUGUUCUGUGUAUUUAUAAAGGAAACUUUUGUGAUAUGUGAUUGUAUGUGAUAGUUAUGCAGUUGCAAUAUUACAGCUUACAUUAAAACUAUUUCAGUUUCUUCUUCCACAGGCAGCCCAAACUCACGUUGCGAGAGAAGGGUGUAAUGUAAUUUACAUAACAUAUGUGACGCGCCGGUAUCGCGUUACAGGCGACCGUUGAAAAUAUAAGAGACUUUGUAUGGGAAAUAUAUUACUGAGAUCUGCGACCGCCAAAUAACGCUAAACCUUACUUUUUCUUAAAUGAAAUGAAUAAAAAAGUCUUACCUGCAAUCUAUUCUGCUGCGAUUUGGUGUCUGUUUGUCGUUUUACUGUUUUUUUGGCUUUAUUGCGUAACCACUGUUACUCCUUUCAUAGAACGAAGUGAAGGCUGGUCACUUCCAUCUGUAGGGGUCCUGGACCAGUAACAAAAAAAAUGCCGUUUUUUUCGCCGAAAUUCAAAUCCGCUGCAAAAUUUUCAGCUCCAGCCCAAGAAGGAAACCUCUUCUUCCUCUCUGGGAGAUCGGCUCGAAAAAAAAUCCAUAAUUUCCCCAUCAAAUCGAGCCAUUUGUGCCGGACUUCGAGGCAAGUCUGGCUUUCGUGCAGUGCCUGUGACCAUUGUCGCGCUUACCAAGGUUUCCAAUUUCAAAUGCAAACUAGUUGCUAGGGUAGCGUGGUGAGGCGAGGAGCCUAGUUAACGAGUCAUUUCUGCCCUUGCACCCGUCGCGUAAGUGCUAAUUGUCACCCUAGCAACUAAUUUGCAUUUGAAAUUGGAAACCUUGGUAAGCGCGACAAUAGUCACAGGCACUGCACGAAAGCCAGACUUGCCUCGAAGUCCGGCACAAAUGGCUCGAUUUGAUGGGGAAAUUAUGGAUUUUUUUUCGAGCCGAUCUCCCAGAGAGGAAGAAGAGGUUUCCUUCUUGGGCUGGAGCUGAAAAUUUUGCAGCGGAUUUGAAUUUCGGCGAAAAAAACGGCAUUUUUUUUGUUACUGGUCCAGGACCCCUACAGAUGGAAGUGACCAGCCUUCACUUCGUUCUAUGAAAGGAGUAACAGUGGUUACGCAAUAAAGCCAAAAAAACAGUAAAACGACAAACAGACACCAAAUCGCAGCAGAAUAGAUUGCAGGUAAGACUUUUUUAUUCAUUUCAUUUAAGAAAAAGUAAGGUUUAGCGUUAUUUGGCGGUCGCAGAUCUCAGUAAUAUAUUUCCCAUACAAAGUCUCUUAUAUUUUCAACGGUCGCCUGUAACGCGAUACCAGCGCGUCACAUAUGUUAUGUAAAUUACAUUACACCCUUCUCUCGCAACGUGAGUUUGGGCUGCCUGUGCUUCUUCUGGAGUAUUUAAAACCAAAUUCUUCAACCUAAAAUAUACAUUAUUUUUUCUCAAAAUUAAAAAGGAUCCACUUUUGAAAUUUGUUGUAUUUAUUGAGUGUUCUUGAAAUGGUUGAUUUUAAUGUAAACAUAAAUGCCAGUUUUAUUAUCAACGAGUUGAUUUUUCAUUAUUACAAAACUUUUAAAUACAUCAUAUUCAUUUUGCAUUCAUUUUCUUUAUGAUAUUUUUCUCAAUUUGUAGCAAAUGAUGUACAUAAAAAGUUGUAAUACAGCAUGCAUAUGGUCACCCAAUUUCUAAGCACUUUAUUUCAAAGUCAAGGGGUAUUUUUCAUGACCUGCACAAACUCCAUAUCACAAAAUUUCUUAUUAAAUUGUCCUGCCUGGGGAAUCAAACCCACAACCUCCUGCUCUGUAGUCAAGCUCUCUACUGACUAAGCUAAUCCUGCUGCAAAGAGCAGCUCUCAAAUAUUUUUUACCUAAGGCAGUUUUAUGUAUUUUUUUAGUUUACUUCCUUACACAAGGCAACCUGUCUGAGAUCUUGCUGAUUGGGCAAUUACUUGUCUGGCAGCGAAAUUAGCUUUUCGCAGUCAACUGCACAAGACUUUUUUGUGCCCUUAAAAAAAGCAUCAACUCCAUAAAGCACAUAAAAUUGUGGAUAGAUCUUACGUUUUUAUACAUUUCUAGGUUCUUAACAUAUGUAUGGUGUGAGUAUUCAACAUCAUGGCCAUUCAAAAUUAAGUUUUUGCUUCACUGUUGUUCUCAGUUUCCUUCGUCCAGAGAUCUUGGAAGAGCUUGUGACCCUUGUCUUGGAUCCUCCAGAUGAGAACAAAGAAGACUGCCUGAAAUAUAAGUAAGUGGUUAAUCAGAGUUUAUACUAGGGUACCUUGAAUCUAGAGUGCUAAGUGAAUUCUUAUAAACUGCUGCACUGCACAUAUCCAGGGCUGUCAACUCUCCUGGAUAAUCCGGGAGACUCCAGAUUUUGAGCCAUUUCCCCUGGUCUCCAGAAUAGAGUCUUAAAUCUCCCUGAUAAUUGGUGAAGUUUGCCAUUUCUUGUAGAUUUGACUUUCUGACAAUGAAAUUUCAAAUACUUUGGGUUGUUUGAGCUAUUUUACUGUUGACAUUGAACGUUUCUUCGCAAAGUCCAGUAUGCCAUCGUAAUAUAAGCAAUAAUGUGAUUGGUGGGAAGUAAACUAAUUAAAUGUUACAAUUCCAACAAUAUCUUUUUCUCACCUUUUUUUUUUACAAAUGACAUCAUGUACUGUUUACAUUGUGACAUCAUUUAUCUUCCUUUCCCCAUCAAUUCUCAAUAUUUGAAGACGUGGGGGGUUGACAGCCCUGCAUAUUUUGUUUUCAAGUUUCGAUAAAGACCAGUUAUUCAUUGACACUGCUGAAAAGAGCUCCUUACUGCGCUUUUCAAUAACAUGCGAAUUCAGAAACUCAAAAGCCAACUGAUGAUUGUGUUUCUUGCUGCCAUCAAUCAUCUUAAUGGACCUCUUAGGAAACAAAACUUUACUUUAACGGGUUCAAAAGGUCAUGGUUUGUGAUUUCUGAUUGGUGGAUUUCGAUCCGUUUUGUGUGUUUCUGCAUUUCAAGGUUCGUUGCUUGUGAUCGUAACUAUGAUUGACGGCAGCAGAAAACGCAAUUGUGAAGGCGGCUUUUGAACUUUAGAGUUUGCAUGGUUGUGAAAAGCGCAGUAAAAUAAGGUUCAUAGAUAUUGUUCCACGAAGUCUCGAAAUAUUACUGAAAUUUGUACGGUGGUGGGCACGAACUUGCAACCCACUUUACAAACAUCCAUAAAAAUCGGUGACUUUUCAGAGCUAUAUCUUGGUUAAUUUACUACAAAUCACUGUCAAACUUGGCAGCUUUAAUGACUUUAAGGCAUUCUUUCCAGCUGCAUGGACAGGUUUACGCUAACUGGUUCCAGUAAAAAUUUUGAAAAAAAAAACAUUUAACCAGCUUUGAGUAAUUUUCUCCCUAACAGAACUCGGGAUUACUUUUCCUACCACUGUGAAUGGACUCAUUUUAAAAAUAAUUACCAAACCAACUGUUUUACCAAAUAGGGUGAGCUUCCCACUCAAUGAACGUGGUAACUUCCCAACGAAGUUUGGCGUGAAAUUUACAACUUUGGUUCAAAUUUCACAAUUUGAUUGACAACUACGUAAUGAAAUUGCCUAGUUCCUGGCGAACUUCGGGAAUUUCAAAUGAACUUUGGAAACCGAUUGUCAAAAGUAUUGUGAAGCACACUGUAAACCUUAGUCAGAUAAUUUCGCCUUUUCUUUUUUAAGUCCUUUCAUAAUAUUAUGUAAGACAAUUUGAAAAGAAAAUUAUAAGCAAAAAAAGCCCUUAAAAGGUCUUUUGCAAUCACUGAACAUUCUUAAUCUUCCUGAUUUUUUUUAUAGAAUAUGCUCAAGUAGAAGCCCUCUGUUGAGAAUGAUCAUUAAUUUUGUUCCUUCUGAAAACCACCUUAAUACACAAAAAACUUUCUAGACUGUUCUUCGUACUCUGAACAUGUGUUUUUUAAGCUUUGUUUCAAAUGGUUAGAUAAAGGCCCCAAAGUAAAGGAAUUUCUUGUCUAUUACAGGCAUCCCAAUACAGCUUGUGAAGUACUUACUGCUGAUGUUUAUGCUAUCAUUGACAAGCUAACUAACAAUGAGGUAUUGGUCUUGUCUUAGUUAUACUGUGGUAUACAAUGCUAUUUGUUAUUUUUAAUUAACAAUUAAUGAAUGAGGCUGAGUGUCUUAUGAAGAAUUAUGGAGAUCGAGGAGGGUGUUCGGCUGGAUAACACCCUCCAAGAUCUCCAUAAUUCUUCAUAUGAUACAAAAGCUGAAUUCAAUAAUUGUUUUAUUAUUCAUUCAAAAUAAUUCCUAGUUUAAAAACAUAACUUCUCUUCUUACUGUUCUUGCCAUGAUUUUUUUAGCUAUUAUUUCACCUAGUUCUUACUCUUGAAACGAGUGAAAUGUCCACCAUUUUUGUUUUCACAACCAAAACAACUCAACCUCAUCCCCAGGUCUUCUCUGUUAACUGUGCAUUAACCUGCAAGAAGGUUGCACUUUUGACGUCAUUGGUUUAUUAAACACAAAAUUCUUCCAAAUUUGGUCAUCAGUAGCUGGUUAUGGUGAAUUAUGUGUGUGCUUUUAGCCAAUCAGAAUCAGGGAAAUAUUUUGAACGAAUAAUAAUAACAUUUAUCAGUGUGUAAAGAAAGGUAAGGAAAAGUAUACCCGAUAGCCUGGGGCUAGUGGAUUUUGCUAUCGGGUUAGUAGACGCUUGAUAGGCAAGUGAAGUUUUUUGGGGAAAUUCAAAUUAGAAAAGAUUUGCAGUCCUGCUCAUAAAUUUUUUUUUUGUUGAGUUAAAUUGACUCUUGGGCUAGUACAUGCUAGGUGCUGUAAAACUGACUUUCUUUGCACCCUGAGUAUUUAACUUCACACCAAUACUGUAAUAAGAAUAUUGGAGGGUAAGUGAACUUGGGCAGGAAAGCAAUGAUGAGACUCUCACAACCCACAUUUAUCCAUAUGACAACAAAGCAAACAGCAGAGAUGUAGAGUUGCUCUACAAAACGUGUGAAUUUUUGAUGUGGCAAAGAGUAUUGUCCCUGAAGCUCCACUGCCCAUUACUGAUAUUGCUUGUGCUAGCUACCAUUUGCUUUUACUUAAUUCUAUGGAGACCUUAUCAGACCACCAUAGUGCACUUGUUUGAGGUAGAAAGGGUCUCUUCUCAUUGAUGUGGCAUAUCAUGUGGUUUCUCUGAGAAAACAUCUCACAUACUGCUCUUACUGUAUGUGUAUUGAUUAUUAUACUGAAAUUUCUUAAAAUUAUCAUCAUGAAAUAUUACUUUGAUAUGAUUUGAUCUGUGAUCAAAUCUGCAAAAUCACACCAUCAGAUAAAUUCAGGAGCUUGUCUAUACAGUCAACUCUGACACCUCUAUAAGACGGACACCUGGUGUUGGUCCCUGCCAUUUUUCAGUCAUUUUACUGUAACUAUACUCUCUAUAAGACAGACACCACUCUAAAACAAACAACUGAUACUUUUGAAGCCAUCAACAGACACUUGAGAAGUGCUUUAUGCAGUUAAAAAAAAAAUUUAAAAUGGAAUUGUGUGUGGUCUACAUAACAAUAAAUUGCAAACUUUUUAAUAAUUUGUAGUCUUUCUCCCGUUUGCAGAGGCUAUACUGUUACGCUUGUAGACCACAAAGCCGUGAAUGUUUGCUUGUAAUGCACAUUAUGAUUGCAGAAUAAGAAAAUGAUUCCACUAUUCUGUUACAAUGUUCUAGUUUUAGCUGUUUCGCAUGAGUUAAACAGACCUGUAUUGGUUCAGCUUAAGUUUUAACUGGUGUUAUGUUACCUCUACCCCCAUAUAAUCCAGGCACCUCCCUAAGACAGACAGCCGGGGCCUUUCCUGAAGGUGUCCAUCUUAGAGAGAGUUGGCUGUAUAUGCUGCUUUUUAAAAAUUAUUUAUAUUUAACUUUUUUUCUCAUUGUAGGAUCUACUCAACAAAAUCUGGUCAUUUAUGGCCUCGGAACCACCUCUUAAUCCUCUACUUGCAAGGUAAAAUAAAUUUUGGAGAUUUUUUUUUUUUUUAAAUGUUGGUUUUUGAAGUUUUGUUUUUACCUGAAGGGUAACUAUCUGAGUCUUCAUGGCAAUACCAUUUUUUAUUUCAGUUUCUUUAGCAAGGUCAUGGGAGUUCUUAUAAGUAGAAAGACAUCUUUGGUAUGUAUUUGAUCAUAGGUGAUUUCAUUUUUUGGAGGUGAUUUAUCUCUCUUGAAAGCAGUUUUAGAAAUUCAGUGUUCGAUUUGCUCACUAAGCAGAGAAAAAACAAAAGGCAUAAAUCCAAGACCCUCAGUUUUUCAACCCUGCUUGGAUUUUUGCCCAAAUACUGCCUUAUAAAAGAAUUGAACUUUAAAUCCAGAUUGAGCUUCAGAAUUUGAUAAAAAAAUUGUCCAUUCCUACAAUCUGGAUGAGUUGCCUGUUCAAUGGAAUCCGUACAUGUACACUGUUCUAUAAAACCAACAAACCACUUGUGUCAGGACCGGAUAUAUCGGUUGUUCACAAGUAGUUACCUUUUGGAAAUAUCCACAAUAGACCUAUUCGGCUAACUCAAUGUUGUAUCCAAUUCAAAUCUCCCGGGGAUAAGAUUCUUUGUGUAUUGUAUUUGCAUUAUAAUGUGGCGUUCACAUUUAAAUGAUAUGGAAAUUCCUGAAACAAAACGUUUUAUUCCCAAAGGGUUUGAAUUGGGUACAACAUUGAGUUAGCCGAAUAGGUCUAUUUGCUGAGAAAAUCUAUUGCUUGAUACUGCUGUAAUUUAUUUCUUAUUAGAAAUCCACUACCAUCUCAUCACUGAGAUCAAUAUUUCAGUCUCCCUUUUUACCUGUUUAGAUGUUGGAGUACUUAAAAAGUAAAGAAGAUUUUGUGGAUUUAAUAAUAAAGCACCUUGGAACAUCAGCUGUUAUGGAUUUACUUCUCCGGUUAAUAACUAGCGUAGAAUCACCACAGCUUCGGCAAGAUCUUCUAGAGGUAUGCUGGUGAUUACAGCAUUUGUUUGUCCGGUUCUUGUUUUUCUCUAGACGUACUGUUGUAUAAAUUAAACGUGUGUCCUUUUAAGCAUCACAGAGUACCCAGUGGCCUGUAACUUCAAAAUCCUUGGUACUCAAUAGUACCAAUGAACUUAGAACGUGUACAACAAUAGUUUUUGCUCUGUUUGAGACACUUGCAACAGACGAUAUUCCUACUCCCUAACGAUCGUGGCGAUUAAUUUUGUAUCAGGAGGGGGCUUAGCAUUCUACACACAGUCCUUGCAUUGUAAGGAAGUUAAAGAUGACUUGAAAAAUAAAGUUUAUUAAUAAAUUCAUGUUUAAUAUAUUAUUUAUCAUUAUAUUCAGUCACAAAUGCAUGCACAUUUUACUAGAUGAGAAGUUGAACUCAGACUUAUUCAAAAAUGACAAUACUGAGUAGUUUAAACGCCAUUUUACAGAUACACACUCAGAUAAUAAAGAAUGAUAAGAGGUAUUGUCUAUCAGUAAGCAGCACAAUGAAUCCACUGCCUUUCAUGUUUUCUUUUUCUGGAAUACAGUCAUUUUCGAGGCAUCCUUAUUUGAACUUAUUUUAACUGCCCAUUGUGGUUCAAUGUUUUUUAUGCAUGUAAAUUUUAUCCUCGGUUUAAAUUUUAUUUUUUUUCUUUAAAAAUCAUUAUCAUACAUUACCAUAUCCUUAAACAAAAGAAAAUAAAAUUUCAACCAAGAAUGAAAUUGAACCACUACAUAAAUAAUUAUGUUCUGUGGUUUAUAAUAUUGAAUUUACACAUUAUCAUUAAGUGUUAUUUGUUGGACCUUCAAACAUUACAGAAAUAAGUAUUGUUAACGUACAUUGUGAAUUUAAAUGUUGACUAUCUACCUAAUUCAAAAUGUGUUUACUGUAGCUUUCAUGUGGUGAUCCUAUUACUACACAUCAAGAGUAUAUAAUUUAUCACUAGUUUUGAAAUAAAUCUUGCUGCCAUUUAUCUGUAAAUUGGUAUUUGGCAGGUUACAUUUUACAGCCAACUUUAUUCUAAUUUGCACUGUGUAGUUGUCAUGAAAAUACCAUCUUGGGAAAGGCCAACCUAUAUUGUGUACUUCUUUUCAAGUGCAAACGUCCUUGAUAUGGCCUUCUUUAAAGGAGCUGUGUCACGAAAUUCAGUCAAAUUACGAAAUUACAAAAUGCCCGUUAAAUUGAGAGAAACAUACAAAUAACCGCUUAAAACUUUAAAGGAAGAUUAAAAUAACAUAACAGAAACAACAGAUACCACGGAUGGGCAAAACUGAAGAAGAUUGAAACGGAUUGAAAUUGGGGUUUUUGAAAACUGUUCAGCCCAACAGUUUUUCAAAGUUGAUCCCUGCUGCUUGCAACUUCAAAAAUAAUGCUCAGGAGACAUAUUUGUUUGUCUCGGAUCUCUAAUUUUGUCAUUUACCUGUAAUUUCUUAGCUUACUUUAAGUUCCAUAGCAAUUGAGGGCAAGUAAUUGGCAUAACUAAACAAAAUGAACUGGACUGCUGUGACACAGCCCCUUUAAAGUGAGCCAUCAAACAUUCAUUUCAGGUCUUUGUAGGCCUGCACAACUGCUCAGAGCUCAGGGUUCUCAUUAAGUGCUAGCAGGCAACUAAAAAACCGGCUACUUGGAGGUUUGAGCUGUCUACUUUUCGGGGAAAUAGGGUAAACUGAGAGAGUGAAAACCUGAAAUUGCCUACAAAACUCAAUUGGCAAGCCGCCUACAUUUACAUCCUUGCUGUCUACUUUCAAACUUAAUGAGAACCCUGAGGGCUAUUAAGCUUUAGCAACAGCUUGCAAGUAAUUUUCUCAUUAUAUUUUCAUGUCACCCUGUAAGGGUGAAUAUAAAUUAUCUGAGCUUCUAUUUUUGUCUCCUUUCACCUUACAGUGGUUAAAUAAUCAGAAGCUUGUGGAAAGCUUGGUCUCUCUUAUUGAUCCUGAAAUUGAUGAAGAUGUGAGUACAUUAGCUGGACUGAAUUACUGUUGCUCCAGUUUCGUUACUUGACCCAAGAAAUGAUUUCUUGCAGAUGUUACUAACUAAUAGAGGGAAGGGAGUUUUUGUACAUUUCGAGUGAGAUACAUUCUGAGCUAAUGAAAGAGAGACAUAGAACUGCUUCUUUGAGUUUCUUUUAUGAGACUCAAACAUUGCUGGCAGUUUAUCACUAUACGCGUUGAUACUCAUGUUUGUAACUUAUUUCUCUCUCUGAAAUUUUGUUUUCUGCAAAAAAGAAUCAAACAAACAAUUCACUUAAAAUGGAAAUGGUGAGACCAAUUUUAACCAUGACAGUGGAAAGAUUAUGUAUUUAGUAGAUAUUUAUCAAAGUGAGCAUUUAUUUAUGUUGUGUGUUUCUUUUGCAGAGGAGUAGUAACGCUGCACAAAGCCUUUGUGAUUUAAUAAGACUCAGUAGAGAUCAUAUGUCACAACUUCAAGAAAAUGCUGACCAGGAUCCUUUACUUGAUGCAGUGCAAAGGUUGGUGCUUCUGUAUUGUAUAGUUCAACAAUCAGUGAACAGAUUGUUGAGACCCUUUUGUCAAACAGAGUAUAUUUAAAAGAACAAACGAGGCAGUCGAGACUCAUGUUUCCACACCCACCACCAAAGUUGGCUUGUUUGAUGUUUUCUACAGGAAGGUUGAAGACGGGCAGAACAUUAUUUUUUAGUCCGCUACAGUCCCUCAAAAGAGAAAUAAAAAUUUUACUUUCCAGCUUCAGUCAUGACAGUUGUCUCCUUUACCGGUUACCCAUGAGUGAGGCAAUGACCCAUUGAAAUAGAAUUUUUGUCUUCAUGGCAAGGAAAUUCCAUGGUGUGUUACAGUUAAGGGUUUGUCACCCAAUGUAUCGCAAUGUAUCAUGAUUAGAACAUCAAGCCUAACACUUUUACAUCUAUUUGCUAUGGUGAUAAUUUUGUUAUUAUAAUUUAUUGCUGAUAAUGGUUUGGAAAUUUACCAUUGUCAGGUUAUGUGUGUCUCAAUUCUGAAAGUCUGUGUAUUCAACUGAAGUGGAUGCAUGCUGAUGAUGUCUUUGAUUCUCCUCCCAAAGUGUCCCGUAUUUUAUGUUAGACAGGAAUGACAUUACAUCAAGAGUUACUAUGGUUUUCACGACCCCCUUCAAUUGCUACAUUAUGUUUGUUUGUUUUUUUUUUUUUUCAGGAGAGAGACAGUGUCAGAGUUGUUGGAUCACAUGCUUCAUGAUGUUCAGCUUCAUCCAGAUGUAGCUCUAGUAAAUGGAAUCUCUGUCCUUCUAACACUUCUUGAAGUCCGUAAAGGAAGGUAGAGCAAACUUCAUGUUACAAAACAUUUUAUUAGUAAUGCAACAACCUGGGAUACCGGCACAGUAAAUACAACUCAUUAUUACUCAAGCUAUGUAUACUAUCAAAAUUUUAUUAUCAGUAAAAAUGUACAUGAGGAAAUAAAUUUGGGAAUGACCAGUAUUGUUUUAUCAAUGGUAUAUUCAGCUGUAUUGUUAUGACUUUUACAGAGUAACUUUAAAAAUUUUGAAUGAGUAUUUGAAGUAUUUCGUUGCAGGGGCUGCAUUGUUUCUUAAUUAACAUAUUUUUUUCUUCCUCAGUGGUGAGGGGGAAGAACCCAUGACAGCCUUGGAUGCUGAAAGACUUGCACAAGGUGAGAUAAAACAAAAUAAUUAUUUACCUUUUAAAACUAGAAAUAUGUGUAUGUCUAACAGUGUAGAUUUUACAAGUAAAAAUGCUAAGGCCCUCUUAUGGGGGAUAAGUAUGCCCUUAGUCUGCAUUUCAAAACCUUUGGUUUCUCGUAUUGAGGUGAAAUCCAUGUCCCUGUCAGUCUUUUACUAUUGUAAUUGCACUUGUCUUUAUUGCCAUCACAGUUUAAGCCACACUCAUGGAUAAACCAUGCCUCCAAUUUUCAGCCUUGAUUUAAAAAGGGUUUGGUUGGCAUCUUAGAAUUUUUGAAUGGGCAACUUAACGUGCUGAGUCAUGGAUCGAACAUUGUUCUUAUUGAGUUGUAAUUGUCAUCCAUUGAUGACCAUGUGGAAACAAAUCAAGAAAAUGCAUCAUUUCUAUGAAGCACAUAGAUCUUCAGGCUUGACAAAGAACAAGAAAUCAUGCUGUUUGUAAAUCAGACUCGUCUUCAAAUCAAAAACAUAAGCGAUGUUGCUUCCUUUACAGAUGGAUAAGAUACAUAUCCACCUUGAACCCUAAAACUGCUGAGUACAUUACAAAUUUUGUCCUACUUACAGGUGUCAGUGCUACUCUAGCUGCCUUGACCCCAAGACUCAAAGAUGUUCAUCAGCUAUUAGUGGAUCCUCCGCCAGUAAGGAACAAUCAUGUUUGCUGUAUUUCUUCAAAUAAUAGCCUUCUCUCAGUUAAUCGCCUACCUCAGUAAUCGCCCCCCUGGAAGAAAGAUUUAAAAUAAUGACCGCCCUUGAUUAAUCCCCCCCCCACACCACUUUUGCCAUGAUCGCUUUCUUUUAUCCAGCAGAACUGAUCAGUGAUGAUUCAAGCUCUGACACUGAGGAUAUCUUGACAUAUUAAAAAUUAAUCAAGGAACCAAAUUUAGAACACUUACAGAGCCCAUGUUCAUUGUUUGAUUUAAUUGUUUGAUUGAAAAAUUAGGACACGACUUCCAGUGAGCACUAUUUGAAAUAAUCGCCUCCCUCACAUUAACUCCCCCUUAUUUGUCUAAAAGUAAUAAGAAUUGCCCUUGGCUAUUAUUCAAGGAAAUACGGUGUUUUAAUAGUAAAACCGACUGGAUGUAGAGCUUUUAGGCUCCUCGUGAAUUUUCUUAGAUGACAGUGGUUAGUUUUGCAAGUGAGCUACUUGAUGUAUGUGUCUCCUUUGGUUGUUAACUCACCCCCCUUCAAUAUAACAUGGGUACAAAGUAGAAUGUGUCAUUGCACAAGGUUUUUUUUUUGGGUGGCGGGGGGGAGGAGAUGGAGUAGUUGGGAUAAUCAUUCCAGACGGCAAACUAAAAUGAUCUCCCUCAAUGCUGCUAUUGUGGUUAUUUGUCUAUUUUAGCCAGUGCUAUACUCCUAAAGCAACUUGUAAUAAACAAAUGCAAUUUUCCUUACAUGGCAUUUUCAUUUUCUUCUUAGAUGAAACCAAUGUUGACGACUAUAGGCACUUUGGACCCUCCCCUAGGGAAUGCUCGACUUCAAGCCUCUAAACUGAUUGCUGCUGUAUUAGCUACUAACAGUGAUACAAUUAAUGCAGAGCUAGCUAACUUAGGGACUGUAAAAGUUUUAUGGGUAUGUAUUAUAGUCUUUUUUGAACUUCAGAUAAUCCAUUUUCUCAAGUGAAUUUUUAACUUAGUUUUGUCUUCCUACAAGAAGUGAAUGUAGAUAAUGCAACCAUAGGUAGUGCCUGGACAAAAACCCAAAGUGUAGUGGCUUCUGAUAAACUGCUUAUUUCUUCCAUGUAUCUUAUCAUGAUGCAGAUAAUUUCUCCUAUUUUCCUCUGUUCAAAAAUUAUCAGCACAGGACUAUCAUUAAGGGCAAGGAGGAAGAGAUUUCCCUGGCUCUAAUUGGAAAUUUACAGCAAUGUAACCCCCAACUAUGAAGUUGGCAGAAAUGUGAUUCAUUGACGAUAAAGUCAAACAACAACAACAACAACAACAACUUUAUUAAAAAGCAUUGAAAUACUUUAAACAUACACAGAUUUGUGGCUGCAACGAAAGGAGGUUAAUUUCAACCAGAUUACCAGAUUUUAGUUAAACAAACCUGCAAGGGUUAACUUUUAAUUUUUUUAGGUUCGGUAGUCAUGUCACUGCAAGCAGGAUUUUGCAGGACAUGGUUAUUAAUGUUUAGUGCAACAUUGUCGUUUGACACUGUCUUAUUUGCAGUUCUAUGUGAGUGGUUAAGUUACUUUCAGCCUUUGAGCUCAGAUCUAAUAAUCUCUUCUUAACUUGCAGGAGUUAUUUUUUAAGUAUUCAUGGAAUAAUUUUCUCCACACCCAAGUGGAAAAGUGUAUAACCACAAUUUUAAAUAAUCCUCCAACGGAAGAAGAUGGAGAACAAUGCACCCCUUUGGUGGAUGUUGUAAGUUUGCCUUUAUUUACAAGGUUGUUCCUGAGGGUCCCCUUGUCAUUCGAAGGUUAUGUUGACAUUAUACUGGUUAGCUUUUUCUGCUGACACAAGAACCAUCCAGUAUAGUAUGAGCACCUAUCCGACAUCAAGCCCUAGGAUUUCAAAUCCCAUGGAUUACAGUUUUUCAGUUCCGUGCCCAGAGAUCAUGGGAACCCAUUGGUAACAUUUUCUUGGUUCCAUGAAAAUUCAUGGGAACCCACUUUUAUUUUUUUUGAUGUACAGAAACAUGUUGUUAAACAUACUUGAUAACUAAAGAACAUCAUUUUGAUCCCUCAGGGUAUGUCACUGGGAAACUAUUUUUCGGUUCCUCUAUUUUAAAAUCACGGUAAUGACACAGUAUCGGAAAAGAUCGUUACCGUGAAAUCCUAGGGCUUGCGACACGUGACUCUCUACUUUAGAGAAUGGUGCAGUGUGGCGUAGCUCUGCUCCUUUACAGAAAUUGUGCCAAAUUCCUCUUUCUUACCGUACCUGUGAACAGAAGCCCUAUCCAGUAUGGUUUUCUUGCUGGUGCAAAAGCUAUCUGGUAUAGCCUAAAUCAAAAUGAUUAUGAUAGUCUCACUGUGUCUAUAUUAAGGAAUAUUUAGUUCCAUCUUUUUCCUGGCACAAAAAUUUUUAACAAACUGUAACUCCCUCUAAACAUUGUGAAGAGUGAAAACAUUCAAACGUUCUGCCGUCAAGCAAGACAUUUCUUUUUAUCAUAACUUUGAUAUUUUAUUAUAUUUUAGGCUUUAACAGUGAUUUUGCAUUGUAUUUUUAGUCUUUUUAACGUAGAUCUUAAAUUCUAUUAUUGUAUUUUUAUUAGGCUUUUUAAAUGUAAUAGUUUAUGAAAAUUCUUGAUGUAAAUUAAUUUUUAAGAUACAGGGCCCCUAUGGAGACCAGCCUUAGAGCUGAAUGGGCUACCCUGUGUAAAUAAAGUUUUACUUACUUACUUACUUACUUACUUACUUACUUACUUACUUACUUACUUACUUACUUACUUACUUACUUACUUACUUACUUACUUACUUACUUACUUCAAUAGUAAUACAAAGCUGAAGAGAUUUUGUCAUCUUUUGUUGUCUUUUUCUGUAGUUAUUUAGAGACUGCCAGAUUAUUCAAAGGAUUCUUCAAGAGUGGGAAGAUCAAGAGUCAGACACGUAAGUUAUAUACAGUGAUGAUAAUAAUAAUAAGAAUUUCCUUUUGUCAGUGUGGAAAUUAUAUAAGACUUGAAAUGCUUCAAAGCCAUUUGCAUAAUUUAUUUCUUCAUAUUAUAGUCUUGAUGAUGGCAUUUUGAUGAUGCUGAAAGGUUGUCUUUUAACGCUCUUACUUACUUGUUUCUGUUUCACUAAAUCAAUGUUAAUUUAAUAAUAAUAAUAAUAAUAAUAAUAAUAAUAGUAAUGAUAAUAAUAAUAAUAAUAAUAAUAAUAAUGAUAAUAAUAAUAAUAAUAAUAAUAAUAAAAUUUAAUACAAUAUACAUCAACAACUAAAUAAAUGUGUGCCAUUACAUGUAGGUUAACCUCUAGAAGUGAACAGCAAAAAUGUAUCAUAAUGCUGAAUUAUGUUGCGGGCUAAGCCUAUUGAAAAAACAACUUGUGCAAUGUUUGCCUGGAGCAUUAUAGCAGAUUUACUUUAAUGAUAGUAUGUGUCUGGUUAAAUUUAUGCAGAGGCCAGAAGAAUCUCCGUAAAGGAUACAUGGGUCAUUUGACAAAUGUGGCGAACAGCAUUGUGCACAGUAAAGAGAAAGGCAAAAACAAGGCUGCUCUUGAAACAAUAUUUUCUGGUAGGUGUAAACUACAGUUCAGUGCUAUAGGCAUUGGCAGUUCAGUUAAUGUUCAAGUGAAGCUGGGCCUAAAAGAAAAAAAAAAUUGAAUUGCCCGAGGCCAUUGCUUGCUAGUCUUUAUUAAUAGUAUUUUCAUCACACCAUGACUUGCUUAGAUCCUUACCCACUGGGCAAGUGGGCUUAAAAGUUACUUGCCAAGCAAGAAAAUGUGCUGAAAAAAUAAGUUAGAUAGUUAAGAAUUGUAGAACUUUAAAGGAAUCAAGAAGGCCCAACACAGAUGGACAAUGCUUUUUCCCUCAUGAAAAUUUUUCAGAAAUCUUGAGUUCACCUUCUGAUAUUGUUAAUUUUGUUAUUCUGGAAAUUUUUAGAUUUGCCAGAGAAGGUUCGUGAAAAGUGGAAUACGUUUGUUAGCGGCAAGUUGGCAGAAGUCAACAAGCAAAAUUUAUCUGAAUUGGUGAGUCAUACCUGUGGAAGGAAUAUUGAUAUUUUCUUAGCCAUUACUCAAUCCAUUAAUGCUGUGUUUCCCAACAUGAGUGCUAGUCCUUAUCUUGGCCCUUGCAACCUGAGUAAGCAUAACCUGACAUCCAGAUUACAAUCUUGAUGUAGCUUGUCUUAUGCUUGUUGUCUCACAUUUUAUUGAAACUGAUGCAAGAAAACAGAUUUUUGUGCAUUUUAGGGACUUCCUCUAGUAAAGUCCAGUGUCCCCUGGCAAUCUACUGUUGCCCUUCAGCAUCCAGGAAAUCUUAGCUUUUGCAACAAUCUUUUAUGCUGGACACCUUGGAUUUCAAGUUCUGAGCUUGUGGGCUUCGUUCAAUUUUUAGAGAAGACCCAGAUUUUGCUUUCUUUUUACUCAUCAAUGGAAUUGUCCUAUUUACCGCUUUUCUUGUCAUUCCAAAAUUGUUUUAAGCACAAAUAGCCUAGUAGCUAGUGGCUGUCAUAAUUUACUAGUUGUUCUUUCUUUCUUUCUUUCUUUUUUUUGUAUCAAGGUUGGUCAUCAUUUUCAGUCAUCUUCAGAUGAUGAUGAUGAUUUCAAGCCAAUAUCAUUCUUACACACAGAAAGCUCACUUCAACAGGUAGAAAUAUUCAGUUUAAAAUGUGGGGUAAUUUACAGUUCACUUCUGACAUUUCAACACCCUUGGGGGUGUGAGUUAUUGUCCUUAAAAUAAUGCGAGUCCACAAACGUAAAGUGCAUGAGCAAUUUCUUAAGAAAACAUGUGCAUUAUAAGGGCAAUGUGUAUUUUUAUUUAAUACAAUUUUUAAUUUGCUGCACAAAAAUUCAUAAAUCCAACAAAAUGACAAAUAAUUGAAUAAUAUUAAAUAAUUAUUGUUGAAGUAUAUUUUGCAUUGCCAUUGUCAGGAGAGUUAGAAAUGGUGAUGUCAUGAUCUAAAAAAGUGUCUUACUUCCAUAAUAGCAGGAGUUGAUUGUAGUGAAAUGUCUGAAAUUUGGUUGGAGCUUAAGCUGCCAACCUGUCAUAGUACAGUAGCUAGGUGUCUGAAGUAAUGAGGUCCUCACAAGACGAGAGUUGACUUUAAUAUGAAAUGCCUUGAAGGCCUCCAGAUUUGCUUUUCUCAACAUGGGAUUGCUGGUCCUGAGUGUUUUUCUGUUCGUUCUAAAAGCGGAAUGUGGUGAUUGUGUGGUGAUCAUGUAAAAAGAUUACUCAAUAAGGUUCUGCUAACACUCUUUGUUGGUGAUUACUUUUAGAGCGUUUUGUGGUGUGGGACUUACAUGUAUCUUGUCUGUUUUUCUAAGGCAUUUUCUCGGUACCAGAUGCAACAAAUAACAUCAGAAUUUAUGGACACAUUUGGCCGUGAUGAAGAAGAGCUUAAGGACCCAGAUGACUUAAUUAGGUAAGACACAACUGACAAAGUUGAAAAACAUUGCAAUAAAAAGAUCACACUAAGUUAUUUUCAUCUAGAAAAUAACAAUAUUUUGGAGUAAAUUUGAUUGAUUUUGAUAAAUUAAAAACCCCUCACCUUGAUUUAAGCUUUGAUUUUAACAGGUAAUAGUAAUCUGUGACAGUGAUAAUCAACCGUGUCAAGGUUUAAAGGAUUAAUGACCUUAUUUCUUUCUGUUGCAGCGGCCCGUUUGACAGAAUUGGGGAUAUCAGUUUUUCAAUAAAUACACAUGAAGAUAAUGUGAGUCUGGAUUGUGAAAACCUUUUACUUACAGUCAAUAAUUUAUGGUACAAAUUGGAGUGGGACUGCUUUAUUGAGCUUAAAAUGCAAGGUGUAGCCCAGUGUUAUAGACUUGUUGGAGCAGGAAUGGUGAGGCAAUUGAAUGACUUCAAAAUCUUCUACUGUAGUUGUAUUGAUUUUGGCAGUAGUAUUUAGAUUUUGGGUUAUUAUAGUCAAUAUAAUAAAACAAGACACUCAUUAAAGAGUAUUUUUCUUUGUAUUUUUUUUAUGAAGUAUUACUUAGUUUUUACAAAGAAAUACUAGAGAAGUAUUGUUAAGCCUCUGAAAACUGAUUUAGAAGCAAUAAACAGCUCUUUACUUGUAUGUGAAGGCACUUAAACUGCAGCCGUUGUUUUUUUGAAACUGCAGCCUAACACUGCCCUUUUUGAAGCUUGCUGUAAUGAAAAAAUUCAACAGUUUGAUGAUAGUGGGAGUGAUGAAGAGGUAAGUGUGUGCUUGGACUCUUCUAUCAUUUUAAUACUAAAGAAAAAUUACACCCGAUGGGCAAGCUGGGGUGUUGGGUACUUAUAGGGUCUAACAUUUACAUUUAUUUACAUUUUGAAGGCAAGCCCCUCAUCUGAGCAAAUCAUGCUCUGACAAAGAACUAGCACUCAAAGCGUCCAUUUCUCGGAUCAUUCUAAAAUUAUGUUUUUGGGAAACUGCCCACCUACCCCUCCCCUAAACUAACAUUUUGCCCUAAGUGAGAAGUAAGUGUCAAUGUUGGCUAAAGGAAGGGGUAGGUGGGCAGUUUCCCAGAAACGUAUAACGAUCCCAUUUCUCUAUCUCCCUAGUUGGCCAUUCUACUUUAUCUACUCAGUUGACAAAAUUAAGUCUUUGUAUUUCACUUCCCCACUAAUGCAACAGCUGAGUUUCUGAAGAAGCUAACCCUUAAUGGCUCACGUUCAGUAUAUUAAAAUUCAAACAUGACUCCAAGGCUUUAGGGUCCAUUGUCUUGCAAUUCCCAAAGGACUUGAGGACAAAGAAAACCAAACCGAGUAUAGAAAAAUGACCAGAAAGCCUCAGAGUCAGAAUUUUGAUAAUAUUGAACAUAGGCUAUUCAAAAGUAAGGUAAUUUACCAGUUACAUACAAAAUUAGGAGCUGUCGAUAAGAAGCUAUCUGUGUUGUCGUCACAAAAUUUAAAUUUAAUGUAAUUAAAGAUACUAUUCAUUUAGGUACAUUUAUGUCUAUGAUAUGCUCAUUUUUUAUUUGUCUCAAGAUGUACAAUCAUGAGACAAACGAUAAUCAAUAGCAAUCAAUAAGAUUUUUUUGUUUGGUCUGUAGGAGAUGUGGGAAGAAAAGGAGCUCACAUUUUCAUCCAUUGUUGAAUCAAGACAAAGGUUGGUGACAAAAUGCAUAGGUGGCCUUUUACUGAGGUGAUCCAGCGUGCAAAGAAAGUCGUGUCCGAUAGCCCGGGGCUAGUGGAUUUUGCUAUCGGGCUAGUGAUUUUUGUCCUUAACUUGCCCAACGGGCAAGUGCUGUGUUUUUGGGAAUUUCAAAUUACAGAAGGAUGGUAAAUAAUCCUGCUAAUCAAAAAGGGUUUUGGGGCUAGUUGAAAUGACUUGUUGGCUAGUACAUGCUGGCUACAGCUUGCCCGAUUGGCAGGCUGUGAAACUGACUUUCUUUGCACCCUGUGAUCGUAAGGCAGAGUGCCACCUUAUUAUUGUCAUUGUCAUUAUGAAUUUGCUGAUUUCAUCAUUGCUCUGCACCCCUUCCACUCAUUCUUUAUGACACUUUUAUGAGUUUCUUGCUGGUUGUUUGACACCUCAGUGAUGUUUGGUCUCAAUUUGCAGUACCCUGUCCCCUGAAGCAGGAAGUGACAGUGAAAGCAGUGACAGUGAAGAUGAUUUAGAGUCACCUGGGCAUAAAGUUCCCAAUGUAGGAUUUGAAGGCAGCAGCCCACAGGGAUCACCAGUUAAACAAGCACCUGCCUCUAGCACUGCUUCAGAUAGCAAAAUGGAAGUUGAUCCCUCUGAUGGUGUGUUAUUAAAAAGUCUGUUACAUCACAUUCUCCCAAAUGGCCCAAAUCAUUCAACAUAAACCACAUUUUCUGUGAUUCCUUUUUACAGUACUAGUGAACCUCCCCUCCAGCUGACACACAAUGGCUAACUCAUCCUUAGCAGCCACCAUAUUUCUCAGCCCGUGAAUACAGCCACUUAUUAUCACUUCUUGUCUCUAGGGAUGUUGUGUGAGAGAGAUGUCAGCGUUUUGGUCUCAAAAACCCAUACUGAUGAUGUAAAUCUUUCCAGAGUCUGGUCAGGAGCUCUGAUUGGUUGACUAAGUAGUCUUAUACUCUUUCAGCUAUUGUUUAGAAGUGACAGACCAAGGCCAAAAGGCCACAAACAUCAAUUGUACGAGUCUUCAAAUUAAUCAAAAAUACUCAUUUCCUGCAGUGUGUCGCUUGGCACUUGGUUUACCUUAUUCUCUUUGGAAUUUUCUCCACAUGUUUUACCAUUAUUAUCCUUUCCAGCAUGGUCAAUGGCAUUUGGACAAGGUGAAGUAGCCGUUGAUGAAGCUGUUUCUAUGGAUGCUUCCGAUGUAGGCUGGGGAGAUACACCAACAACGACAGCAGACACUGGCUGGGCCACAUUUGACAGUUUUACAGACAUUCGAAUGGCUCCAAGCAGGUGUGAACUCAAUAUGACUAUUAGUCACGUGCAACCUGGCACUUUCUUAAAAUAUCUUGCCAAAUAAACUGCAUCCACUUGUUUUCACGGCUUUCACCCUCUAGAACCCCAAUAAACUUCAAGCACUGAUGGCAUUGUGGGUGUGGCAUUACAAAUAAUAAAGAGAAGCUGUUGACCUUUCAACACAAUUCAGUUCAUCUCGGGUGAUUGUGUCCUUAAUUCUCAUAACUUUCCUGUUCGAUUUAGCUGCUGGUUACAGGGUGAAAUCAGAUGCUAAUAACUCUGUGGGAAUAUAGCUUUAAACAUGGUUGUGCUGAAUUGUAGUGACUUGAGCUUCCAGAGCCAGCUCUCAGGCUCAGCUAUGUUAUUUUGUUUUAAAUAACUUUAAGCUAACCUGUGACUCCCCAGUGUUGUAACCUCCACAUCUGUACUCAGUAUACUCCACUGUGGUCCUGUUUACUUGCUGUUUGAACCUUACACGUGGUUGACUUUUGUUGUUUUCAGUGAAUCAUCGGAUGAUGUAGGCGAUUCUCCUGUAGCCAUGGAAACAGAGACACCACAAUUUAUUGCACAGGCAGGAGCAGCAUACAGUGAGUUAACUGCCGUCGUGGAUAGUAAUACCUCAGCCUAUUGAUGUGCUUGUGAUACAAUACUCAAUUUAUCAGUGAACAAAAACGUAUACUCACCGUUUUGUCAAUGAGUGAUUUGUGUGCUGUAGAGAAAAUGUCAUGAGUGUUGAUUAGAGUAAUGGGCUUGUUUUUCCUUCAACAAGUCAGAUAGAAAGUUUUUUAAUCCCUGUUUCAAAAAAUAUAUUUUGACCCUUUAAGUAACCCUAGAAAUAAGAUAUGGGCAAAAAGUUUGUUCUCCGUUGUCAAUCCAAGUUAUCUCUAUCUCCACAUGCUGACGGGACAGUUUUUUUUUCCCAUAUGAAGAUUUAGCUCCCAAAAUGCUUCACUUCGUCAUAUCGUUACUUAUGACGGAAGGGUGGGGCAGCUAAAUGUUUUGCCGAUGGGGUGGGUGCUUAUUUGGGGGAGGUAAAUAAUUGGACCGAUCGAUCAUUUGAGGAAAUACAGAACUGCACUGGAUAUAUAGAUAAAUGAUACACUCUCCUGCUUUAAUUUUGUUAUAGUUGUUAAAGAAGAUACUAGCCCAAACAAGGAAGAUGAGCUGAGGUACUUAAUUAAAUCAACACUCUUUUUCUCUACAACCUGUUAUUUUACUCAGUUAUCUAUAAGUCGCCACUUGCCUCGUCCUUAGGCCUCAUUGUUCCGCGCGGCCAAUGCGUUUUGGGUCACGUGGUCCAAGCGAGUUAUGCAUUGACUGAGAAGGCUCGGAAAUAUGUCUUACAGGGACCAGGCAAAGUCGCGUCUGAGAGCAUAUGAAUUUUUUUAUUAGAACACAAGGCCUCGUGUCCAGUGCUGAGGAUCUUGGAGUUACCCGGAAUACAGAUGAAGAGAAGUCUACAGAGCAGACUGAAGCUUCCCCUGCCUUGGACAGAGCUGCUUUGUACAGGUAAAAAUAACCGGGAAGCCAGAAUGGUUAUUUCAAAUAUCGAAAUAGUAAUAUCGUGUUCUGAUUAAGUAGUUUAAUAAGACAAUGUCAAAGUUAACCUUCCCGUUCCUCGUUUCCUUAAAAAAGACAAGCAUCUGUUCGUGAAAAAUGUUUUCGUGUGAUAGACGUCAUUUACCGCAGAGUAGUAUGUUUGUUUACCCGUUUCACUUCUAGCUAGUUAUUUUGGAAAUAAAAGGUCGAGAGCCAGAGUUUCACUGCAAUAGAACGCGUAGACGAUCGAAUGAGCCAAUCAGGUCUCACAGAAAACACGUGGCGGGAAAACGCCUGUGAACAAGUGACGAUUGCUUUCAGUUUUGAUUCUCAUUGGUUGGGAAGGUAGUGUAAGAUUUCUUAGCCAAUCAGAAUGCAAAGCAGGUCAAAAUCAAAGUAAAAACAAAACUUGUUUUCUGUUUUGUCAUCAGGUGCGAGGCUCAACCAAGUGAUAGCUCAGCACCUUUAGCGACAAAUGAUAGUGAUGAUGACAUUUCAGAUGACGAAACCACUCCAGACAAAUGUGAGGAAGCUUUCUCUAGGUGAGAUGGGCUGAACAACACCUCUGUUCUUCCUCUGUAUUUUAUUGGCACUGAUUUCUACACUUCUGUGUUGUAAUACUCCUUUUUGCAGCAUUUUAGGAAAAAAAUUUGGAAUGUUAUAGGGUGUAAAGUUAAAUUUCAACUUUCUCCAACAUAUUAACUAAUUCCAAACGCCAUGUUCUCCAAACGUCUUAGCUUUUUCCGUAAACACCAUAAAUAAACCUGCACCGUGAGCUCAGAAACUUGUAGCUUGUAGAGAAGAAAAAUCGAACUUGUUUAAGCGAUGCUAAAUACAUUGUAAUAACGCUUUUUAGACUGACAGAUGAAGGAACAACAGGAGAAGGGUCUCUGGGCAGUGAGGUACUGGUAAGUUGUGUGUUGAGUGUGGUCCAUUUUGUGUAUUAUCGCCAAUUACGCGUCCUUACUCGCUAUGGAACUUAAAGUUAACGAACAAAUUAACUUGUGACUGACAAAAGCAUAGCUUGGUUAUAAGCGAGUAUACCUCCCAACCAUUAUAUUGAAGCUACAAACAACAGAGGGUCGUUUUUACCUUUCAUUUCCUUGCAAGAACAUAACUACACUGUGGAGUACAUUGUAUUCGAUCUGGCUUACACCACCAAGUUGUUGUGUUGUGUUGACUUAGGCCUAACCGGGGGUCUUUCGUUGUUUUCGUAUGCAGCCCCUGAAUAAUGUUCACGAGGCCAAAAUGACAAGUUCAAAGCUGGAUAAUGGACCUGUGGAAUUUACUACGGACAAGGCACAUCAAGGAUCGUCAAAGAAGAGUAAAACGGAUCAAGACGCACCGCGGUAAAUCAGUAAAUCCAUUGGAAGCGUUUAUUACCUAUUUUUUCAUCGCUUGUAGGUGGUCUUAUUUAAGGGUACUUUGCCUAGUAGUAUAUAAGGGAUGUUUUGCUCCUUUUUCGCGAAUAAAUCGUUUACUGAGCAGAGGAAUACAUCACCUCCGAUGAUGUCAUAGCGUUUUGUCUUUGUCUCUUGACUAAAAUGCUUGGAAUCUCAUUUUCGGUGGUUUUUGCCGGUUGAACGAGUUAUUUUGUUAUUUUUACGUCGUUGAAUGUCUUGGUUCAUGACUGGUUCAAUAAAAACUGAGAAAAGUGUUUAUUUAUGGAUUCAUGUUGUCGAUGAAAUCAAGCCGCUUGUGGCGGUGAUGAGACAAAGACAAAAGGCCACAACUUCAUCGGCGUUAAUGUAUUUCUCCGCAAAGUAACAAGAUUCCUCGGCAAAAAAGGUGUAUAACAUCCCUUCUAUACUACUUUGAGAUGACGCGAAAUCUCUUAACCUCUAUUAAGCGUUCACUUACCAAACAUCCAAAAAUCGUGUUUUGUAAUUACUGUUAACCUGACCUCUAGUUAAGCGUUUGUAGUCACUAGCCUUUCCCUUUUUAUUAUUGAAUUAUUUUUUAAUGUCCUCACCAGCAGCUGAUCACUGAAUGAACCUAUAUAAGCCAUAAGUUGACUAGAAGCGACGACCUGUUUUUGACCAUUAAUAUCUAAGAAACAUCCAAGCCUGUUACAUAAUCGUUUGUUCUUUUGUGCGACUUUUAAAUGUUACAAACUAUUGCAGCGAGCAACAUGUUGUUUCUUAUCAGUGUGAUUCUGUGUUUCAGGUCGCCUCUAAAAGAGUUAGUGGAGUCACAAACAAAUCUAGUGAAUGGCCCGGGAUAGCUUGAAAAAAGAGAAUUAGUGGCUUGGUCACUGUUUGUAACCUUGAUAAUUUUGUAUGUUUAUAGAUGACGGACUGUGUAAAAUAUUUUAAUAAUGGCUUGGACUGCAGUGUCAGUCCAGCCAUGCGGUUUAAUAGGAGCCAUGAUAUUCUGUAUUCUAGAACGUCUUUGUAAAUGCGAAGAUUUCUUAAAAGUCACUUCAUUUGACCAAAGGAUAGGGAACUUAGAGUCAAAUUUUUAAUGUUAUGAUAUAGCAAAUCUAGGGAGGAUAGCCUUCUUUGUAAAGAUGAAUUGUUUGCUUACUUACUCGUUCAAAAGAUGAACUAUCUGAUGUUUACUGCGCUCCUGAAGUGAUCAUAUUAUUUUGACUUUUCAUUAUCCUGGACAGAAAGCAGGUCGAGAUAAGAGUUGGGAAAAAUAAAAUAAUCAACGAGGACAGCGAAUGUGGUAUAAUUAUUAUCAGCGCUACUUUGACCGUUGUGGCGGCUUACUAGAACACUCCCGCUAAAGGGUACACUUAACGUAAAAAAAAUUCUUACUGGACAAUUGUUUUUACAUCUUUCA
This is a messenger RNA of Porites evermanni, 24838 nucleotides long. Lineage: Eukaryota; Metazoa; Cnidaria; Anthozoa; Scleractinia; Poritidae. The record is from the annotation of a GenBank genome assembly.